UAACAAGUCUGUCCGGCAGAGCGUGAACAACAGUGCGACAAAUGUCUCUCUACAGGAAUAUAGUGUGGUUUAUUAAGGGAAUGUGGGAGUAUACAAGGUCUGGAUUUGAUUAUGCCUCUAAGAGUUUUGUGGCGAAGGAUCUGGAUGUGUCCAUGGUCGGACGUUCCUUCAUGAUCACUGGAGCCAACAGCGGAAUAGGAAAGGCGACAGCUAUGGCCAUAGCCAAAAAAGGUGGCACUGUCCAUAUUGUUUGCCGAAACAAAGAGCGAGCCGAGAGAGCAAGAGAAGAAAUAGUCUCAACCAGUGGAAAUACUGAGGUUCACGUGCAUGUGUUGGAUCUCUCAGAGUCAAGGAAAGUUUGGGAGUUUGCAGAGGCAUUUAAGAAGGAGCAUUCCUUUCUCAAUGUUUUGAUCAAUAAUGCCGGCUGUAUGGUGAAUCAGAGGGAAAUGAACCCUGACGGACUGGAGAAAAACUUUGCAACCAAUACUCUUGGUGUUUAUAUUCUCACAAAAUGUCUAAUCCCGUUGUUGGAGAAAAGCAGGGACCCUCGAGUUAUCACAGUGUCAUCAGGGGGGAUGCUGGUACAGAAACUGGACACAGAUGACCUGCAGACAGAGAGAGCUCAGUUUGAUGGUAACAUGGUAUACGCACAGAACAAGAGGCAGCAGGUGGUAAUGACAGAAGUUUGGGCAAAAGCUAAUCCCAAAAUUUUUUUUUCUGUGAUGCACCCUGGGUGGGCUGACACACCAGCGGUUGCCACAGCGAUGCCUCAAUUCCAUCAGAUGAUGCGUGAUCGUCUGCGUACGGCGGAGCAGGGAGCUGACACGGUCAUCUGGCUCGCUGUUUCACAAGCAGCCACUGCAUUUCCCAGUGGCCUUUUCUUUCAAGAUAGGACACCAUUUCCAGCUCACUUGCCUCUUGCGUGGACGCAUAGCUCUCGACAUGAAGUCAAAGUGUUCAUGGGCCGCUUGGAGACUUUGGCGAUGGCUGUCAAACCAUCAGAGUGAGGACACACAUCUAAAGAGGCAUUCACACUGAGAGAAUAAAAAGUUGGAAGGUGCUGGACUGUUGGAGAAAACUUGAAGACAUUUUAAGUGUGGGAUAUAUCACCAUAAAUGAAAAUUCUGUCAUCAUUUAUAGUCUCCUUUCACUUUCAUUGCAUAUUUUUUUAUACAAUGAAAAUGAAUAGUGACCUAGUGUGUCAUUGCCUAACAUUCUGCCUACUUUUGCGAUCCAUGGAAGAAAGAAAGUCAUAUGGUUUUGGAACAAUAUGAGGGUGAGUAAAUGAUGACAGAAUUUUCAUUUUUGGGUGAACCAUCCUUUUAAUAAAUAAACUAUAACUCGCUCAUGUUAUGUGAAAGAGAGCUUUACAGCCACUAUGUAAACACGGUAACACUUUACAGUAAGGUUCCAGUUGUUAUUGCAUUAGGUAUCAUGAACUAACAAUUCAUUUUAUAUUUUUAACAGCAUUUAUUAAUCUUGGUGCUUAGUUUAUAAAAAUACAGUUGUUCAUUGUUGGCUCAUAUUAGUUCAUAAUGCGUUAACUGAUGUUACCUAUACAUAUUUAAUUAAAAAAAUGUAUUAGUAUACUGAAAUUAAGAUUGUAACCAAGAUUAAUAAAUGCUGUAAAAGUAUUGUUCAUUGUAACUUCAUGUUAACUAAUGUUGAAGGAUAGUUCACAUAAAAACAAAACAAAGAUUUUAAGAAUAUGUCAGCUCUGUAGGUCCAUAAAAUGCAAGUCAACAGGGUACAAAACCUUGAAGCUCAAAAAGGCACAUAAAGGCAGCAUUAAAGUAAUUAAUACGACUCCAGUGGCUAAAACCAUACCUUUAGAAGCGAUAUGAUAGAUUUGAGUUGAGAAACAUAUUAAUAUUGGUCAUUUUUUACUAUAAAUUCUCCUCCCUGCCCAGUAGGUGGCAAUAUGCAUGAAUAAUAUGAAUUGCCAAAAACAAAAGAAAAAUAACUUUUAGGAGUGAAGAGCGCUUAGAGUUUGAAAGUGGAGAUUUAUUGUCAAAAAAGGACUUAAAUAUUGAUCUGUUUCUAAACCACACUUUCAUAUAGUUUCUGAAGAUAUGGAUUACUUUUAUGCUGCCAUUUUAUGCUUUUUUGAGCUUUAAAGUUUUGACCAUGUUGACAUGCAUUGCAUCUGCUAAAAAUCUUCAUUGUGUUCAGCAGAAGAAAGAAAGUCACAUACUGGGAUGGCAUGAGGGUGAGUAAAUGAUGGGAGAACUUUCAUUUUCAGGUGAACUGUUUCUUUAACAAAUGGAAACUUAUUGUAAAGCGUUACAGAGAAAGCUUUCAAUUUCUCUGUAACAACUACAGAAAGGUUUUCUUAAAAAGCAACAGUUUAAGGUGUUUAACCAUGUACCUGGCCACAACAUGCAGAGUAAAAACUUUACAGCAUAAUGAGUUGGCUGAAGCUGUGGUUGAGCCAUGGUGCUCUGAAGGGGACGCAGGUUUGAAUGUAGCCUGCAUCAUUUCCUGAUCCCAUUCACCUUUCUUUCCUAUAAUUUUUCACUGGGCUGUCCCAUAAAGGCAAAAUGCACAUAAAUAAUAAUAAUUAAAAAAACUAAGGUUUUGUACCUAGCCAGUCAUUGUCACACAGGCAACUUCCUGUAGAGUAACAGAAUGUGUUACAACCUCUGUUGGGUUUUUUGACUGUAACACUGGAUACAUAUUUGUUAUGUAAAAAACAUCAAAUAACCAACAAGCUCCUUUAUUAUUGCUCGUAAAAAUGCGGUGUCUCUUAAAUGGAUAUUAAACAGCAUCCACCUA
Molecule: messenger RNA, 2775 nt
Organism: Myxocyprinus asiaticus (Chinese sucker)
Lineage: Eukaryota; Metazoa; Chordata; Actinopteri; Cypriniformes; Catostomidae
Product: dehydrogenase/reductase SDR family member 12-like
Exons: 10
Coding region: 42-1007 (321 amino acids)
Source: RefSeq, a predicted model, not a curated record